Molecule: messenger RNA, 5566 nt
Organism: Tachysurus vachellii
Lineage: Eukaryota; Metazoa; Chordata; Actinopteri; Siluriformes; Bagridae
Gene: ccdc141
Product: coiled-coil domain containing 141
Exons: 25
Coding region: 255-5186 (1643 amino acids)
Source: RefSeq, a predicted model, not a curated record
UUUUACCUCACUGUGCCUCGGCCCCUUCAGCUUGCUUUGCUGAACUAAAAGCAGCUCCAUAACUUCAUGCUGGAUGAGAGCAGGAAAGAGUGCCUGGGACAUGAGGACGCUGUUGCUUUAAUAGUGCUUUUCCUCCUCCCUGUGUUUGGGUUUGGACAUCUGUGGAAUAUUGCAGAGACAAAACUGAGACACGGAGAGAGCAGAGUUGUGGAUUACGGCCUGGUUGCAGUUCCAGUGGAGAAGAAAGGAGGAAAAUGUCCAGCGAAGGUGACCCAGGAGGACAAGUGUCCACCACAGCACUGAGUACGGUGGCAGUCCAGGCAGGAGACACACAGAUUAUUGUGGCUGUAUUAAAGUGCGGACAGCUGGUGCAUCUGCAGCUGACUGAAGCCCAUCCGGACCUCCUGGAGAUUGGAAACAAUCAGGACGAAUCCAUGAAACUUCUGGCAGAGCACGAUCAGCUGCUCGGCAAACUGAAGAGAAAUGAAGGAGGCGUGCGGGCGCUGUUGGAGGAGGCGGAUAAGACUGCGGAGGAGAAGGAAGGUGAGGAGGAUGUGUACGAAGCCAUGGCUAUGUCUCUCAGCGAGGCCUGGAAAAUGUUAGUAAGCCACCUGGAGAAACGGCGCUCACUCCUGCAGCUGGCCUGCAACUUCUACGACCACGCUCUGGAGUUUGCCAUUAAGAUAGAUGAAGCGGAGGAGCUGCAGCGUGUGGGACACAAACUGAACGGUGAUGUUUGUUUAAUUGAGCUGAAGCACAAAUACAGCAGUGUGAAGAGAAGCCUCCUGGAGAAGUCCAUGCUGGCGCUGAAUAAAAGUUAUGAGUUGUUGGAUUUCCUGAAGAGCUUUGAGGCUGAGGAGGCUCUGAGGUACGGAGGUGGGGCACGCGGUGCCCGUAACAGCUACAGGAAAGUGGAUGGACUGAUGGAGCUCCUGCAGGACCGACGCAGGGCAGUUGACCAGUGUAUGGUUCAACAAAUCCGCAAUCAGGAAGUGAAUAGCAGGAUCGCUGAGUGGGAGAGACAAGAACAGGAAGUAACAUGCUGGUUUAAGGAAAAUGCCGACCCAUUCUUAGAAAGGAAUCAGCUGGGCUCAUCCCUCUCUGAAAGUGAGGAGUUGCUGCAGGAGUAUAAAGAAUUUGAACUCAAAGCCAAGCAAUGGACCCUUUUGCUUGAGCGACUUCUCCAGCAGGCAUCUGAGCUUCUUCCCUUAAGUGAAAAGUUCAGCUCCAUCUCAGAGAAAAGUCAGAAUCUUCUCAAGAUAAAUGACCAGUUCUGGGAUCUGAUGAUGUGUCGACUGGGACAGUUGCACGAGAGCAACAGCUUCUUCAGCAGCGCUAAUAAAGCUUUUGAAAUCCUGGGAAACAUUGAGUGCACUAUAAAGGGCUUGCAGACUCAAACCGUGCAAUUGACCGAGCUGGCUAAGAAGCACGAAGAACUGCAUCGCAGUAUUAAAGAAGUGGCCACUGAACCUCUUCAACGAGGACAGCUCAUACUUCAGAAGCUCAGUCCACAGAGUGCCCAAGUCGGAGGUGUGCAAAAAAUGCUGGGAUACAUCAGAGAGCGGGUGGAUGGGCUGAGCAAGCAGUGUCAAGCCAAUAGGGAACUUGCUGGGAAGAAACAGAAGUUGCUGACCUCCUUCGACAACCUGGAGGAAAAGAUCUCAGGCUGGAUUAAAAGCAGUAAUGGUGUCUUAUCCAGUUAUAUGGAGCCUGGUUCCUCACUCUUUGAGGCUGAGGAGGUGCUCAACAAACACCUGGAGUUAUCCACACAUACACAGAGUGUCAUGGCAGAGUCAGAAACCACUGAGGGAAUGAUUAAGGAACUGAAGAAGCUGGAGUCCUCUGAGGCAGUGGAGCUCUCCAACCGAGCCUCUGUGCUGACAGAGCAGCUGAACACACUGCAGAGGAACAUCUCCACACGCCUGGAGAGCCUCAGGAGCUACAUUAGCUUUUUAUCUACAGCCAAGGAGGUUGGAGAUCAGAUUAAGACGUUGUUGGAUUUCUAUAAGAAAAGACCAGAGGCCGAGGAGGAGUAUGAGGAAAUUGGCAUUGUCAUGAAGGAGGACAUGGAUGCAAGAUGGCAGUUGUUCUUACAGAAGUUCCUCUCCAUGCAGGACCAGGGCAACAACUUUAUCAACAUCUCUACUAUGGUAAGCGAGACGUUGAGUCUGAACAUCAAAGCAGCAGUUCAUGUUGUGGAAAAGACUACAGACAGUCUGAGCAGGAAGAAAGCCGAGCUCACCGACCUGUGGACGUCAUGGCAGCUCCAUUACAGUCAACUGAAGUCUUUGAAGAAACAGUGGAAAAAAUUCAAAGAUCAAGUUAAAAAGGUUGUGAAUGAACUAAAGUCUCUGGAGGGAAUUCUUUCUCCAGCGUCCAAACAUGACCUGGGAAGUGAUCUUCAGAGUGUGUCUAAGCUGCAAGAGAGAUUCAUCUCUACCAAGCCACAGUUUCUGCAACUGAACGCCGAAGUGGAAUUCCUGGUUAAGACGUCGGAGCUGUUGACGCUGAAAGGAAUCCCAAUGAAAGAGAAAAACGAGAGGGUCAGCGAGCUGCUCCUGGUGCACCAGCGUGUGAGGGAUAAAAUCCGCGAGUCUGAGACCAUUUUCAGCAUGGCCGUCAAAUUCCAUCAAGUUUAUCAAGAGUUGGACAGCCUGUUAAAGGCCGAGCCGAUGAAGGGGUCGAGCGACCCGACUCAGGCCAGGAUCCAGCUCAGCCAGCACCAGGAGCGGCAGAACCACGUACGGCACCUUUACAAACUGGCCAUGUCUCUGACCAAUGAUAUCACCAGCACUGUCAAACAACCGCUUCAGAAAACAUUGGGGUCUUCAGUUCAGGAGAAGAUGGAGCGCCUCCGUCAGGGCAGUGUGAUUUGGGCUGCUCAGGCCAGCCAGUGUGAGGAGAACCUGAUGAGCAACAUGCACUACUGUGUGUUUAAAGAAGAGAUCAGUGAGCUCAGAGAGAACUUCAAAGACAUCAAGAAGAAAUUUAACAAUUUGAAAUUCAACUAUAUGAAGAAAAAUGAGAAGCUACGAAACAUGAAAGCUGUAAAAAAUCAGCUGCAACAAAUUGACAUAUACUUAGAAAAGCUGCAGGUUUUGAAGAUGAAGCUGCAGGCCUUCACGUUACCGAGCAGCAGUGAAAAGGUUCUAAUCGGCAGCAGUCCCAGGGAGCUUGAGGAUUCCAUCAACGAGCUGCAGAGGCAGGUGGGAGAUUUUGACAGGACAAUCGAGGACUACAAGCAGAACUUGGAACUCAACAUGAAGCUACAGCAAGCCAUGGAAGAGUAUGAAUUUUGGAGUGAGGAGGCGAGCUCUACCAUUGUGAGAGUGGGCAAAUACUCCUCUGAGUGCAAAACGAAGGAAGCCAUCAGCUGUCUACGUAAGCAGUUUGAGAAAUUUGUCUGGCCCACAAUCCCACAGCAGGAGGAGAGAAUCAAGCAGAUCACCGAGCUGGCAGUACAUCUGCAUGGUGCAGAGGAAGGGACAAAAUACAUGGAGAAAACUGUUAACAAACACAGUGAAAUAGUGGAAUCAAUAAAGGAGAUGUCAAGUGGACUUAUAGACCUGGAGGUCAAAUUACAGCCACAGGCUACGUCUUUGAAAGCACAAUCUGCUGAAGAAAACAAGACUUAUGACACCAUAGAAACUCCGGAGGCAAAGGAAACGGGUCACACUCCUGAGAUAAUGGGACCGGGUGGCACCAAAGACGACCAGGUCACAAAGAAAGCAGAAAGCAAGAAACACGAAACCAAAUCACAAUGCCAAGACACGCAUGAACAGCCAUGCCAAGUGUUCUUAGAGACACGAUGUUACACGCAAGAGGAUUAUAAGAGCACCGUGCAGACAAUCACCAGCAGGUCCACAGUGGAGAAGAAGGAAAAAACGCACACCUCCUUCUCACAGACACACACGUUCAGUGUGUCAGGUUCUCCUGUGGAGAAAGACAGGAGGACUUGCACUGUUCAGCAGAGCAAGAGGCCAUCUCAGGACACACCUCCACCUGCUCAGGGCGAGUGUCACACAGCAUCCAGCUGCUCAGAAUUUCAGAGGCCAGAGAAACAGACAGCAGGCCUCCGAACUCACCAUGAGAAAUUCCAGGGUGUACACACACAACACGCUGAGGCAAAGAGUGAAGUGCCGCUUCCAGGGGAGGAGGAACUUUUCUCUAGGGGUGCACCAGACUCUGAUUUCCAUCCUGAUCACCUGAGUGAAGAGUCACUGUCUAACGAUGAGUAUGAGUGCACCUCACCAGACGACAUCUCUCUCCCUCCUUUAUCUGAAACCCCUGAGUCCAACAUGGUCCAGUCCGAGAACGACCUAGAUGACGGCUAUUGUGUGAGCUCACACAGCCUCCACAUGAGCCACUACAGCCAGCAGUGUCACUCCAGACAUGGAGAUCCACUCCAUUUCCGUCCUGAGGAAAACUUUCCAUCCCCUACGACAGGCCCGGCUAGCCGUUACAGAGCCGAAUCUUCCUCAUUUGUCCAUAGCCCAUUUACUGUUCCCACCCCCACACUGGUCUCUAGCACCAUCUCCAGCAUCUUAAAGAGCAACAAGCCUGAAGGCCUUACUGAGUGCCAGCAAACCAUUUACUCCAUGCAUGAGAGUCGGAUCGAGAUGCAGGAGUGUGUGCAUGAUCCUGCCUCGGCCCGACACUCUUCUGUUGCUCGGGCUGGUAACACGCAUGCUUCACUUAAACCAUUAACCUCAGAAAAGGAGCCAGAGCUGUGCAGACCCACGGCCAUCCGUGAGGAAAUAAAGCGCCCGAGCAGCGCCAAAGCCAUGGGGAACCUAGCAGCAACACACAGCCCUAACUUCUCCAAACACUUGUCUAAUGCCGUAGUAAUGGAGGGCUCUCCGGUGACCUUGGAAGUGGAAGUCACUGGAUUCCCUGAACCUGCUUUAACUUGGUUCAAGAACGGACAGGAACUGCGCAGUGAUGAGCGCAUGUCACUGUCCCAUAAAGAAGGCAAGCAUGUGUUGUUCACUGAGCGAGCCGCAGAAAGAGACUCGGGCCAGUAUUUGGUUCGCGCCUCAAACACGGCUGGCACAGUUUCCUCCAGCUCCGUGCUGCAGGUCAAAGGUAAUAUCUGCUCUGACUUUGAUACCCUCAAGCUGGACUGGCAAACCUGCUUCGGCACCCUGUGUGUCCUCCUAUGGCUCCUCUACCUGCUGGUGUUAUAAUACAUACACAGACCCCAAAAACAUCACUCCCACUGCCUUCUGCUUAUCACUUGCACUUGGUUUAUGAUUUCAGUUUUAUGCACAAAUCUGACUAAAGGAAUAUGCAUGAAGGAGUUAUUCUGUCACUUUAAAAGCACAUCACAUGCUCACAAUCACUAGUAAUUAAUUAUACACUGAAUAUAUUAUUUGUUUAAUAUUCCUAUAUUAUAUUUGUUAAUAUUCUGUAAAUUCUAAUCAGUAUCAGUAGAUUAGUCAUUCUAUGGGUAAAGUGUUUUAAGGGUAUAUAUUUAAUGUUUUAUUUUAAAAUAUAUUCAUUGUUCUGUAGCUCCCAGACUAUUUUAUUUAGCUAUGAUUAGUUUCUUGGUCAAAAGGUUAAAAAU